Molecule: messenger RNA, 1002 nt
Organism: Ilyonectria robusta
Lineage: Eukaryota; Fungi; Ascomycota; Sordariomycetes; Hypocreales; Nectriaceae
Exons: 2
Coding region: 169-846 (225 amino acids)
Source: RefSeq, a predicted model, not a curated record
CCCAGUUCGACCCAGUUCGACCCAGUUCGACCCAGUUUACUACGCACGUAUCGCGCCUCAUGCCUCAAUGCUUCAUGCCUUCACGCCUCACGCCUCACACCUCGUGCCUCACGCCUCGUGCUGACGAGGGUCCUCACGAUCUCGUGCUGGUAGGUCGGCGCCAGGUGUAUGGUGUGGAGCCCUUUUCGGCCGGGCCGGUCCCCUGUAGUUGGCAACGGCAGCGUCGCAGCCAUCCAGGUGAGCGGUGCAACGCGGUGGCGGGAUGUGGGAAGGGCAUCCCCCGAUGGGAUGGAGAGCGAAAUGUCCAGGGCGGCGAGAGUCAGGCUCAGGAUGUUCGGUGUCAGGGUGAACGGUGUCAGGGUGAUCCAGGCUCGGCCACGCCUCGCCCAUCCAUCAGCGCUGGCCCCUCCAUGCGCGUGCUGGCCCGGGUCCAGGUCCAGGUCCAGGUCCAGGUAUAGUUGCAGUGACAGCGAGAGCGGCGACAGCAACCCGACGUCAGACGGUGGUGGUGUCGUGGUGGUGUGGUUUUUCGGUGCUUUGGCGCUUGGGUUCUGUAAGUGCUGUGGCCCUCAAGGAGUCAAGUUGGGGGCCCUGUCUGUCAGGUGCAAGGCAGGGAGGGACGAAUCGAGCCUCGCCAAAUUAGUGGCAGGUCACCGACUCAUCAGGGAAAUGCCCUCGCUUGCCAUCCCCCAUCCUGUCCAUGUGGCGCUCCCACGUCCAUCCCCCCAGCUGUCCACAAUGCCUUGGCCCCUCCACACCAUCGUCGACAAGACCGACCUCACCGUCUCUCAUGAGUCCCAUCCAGGAACAGCCAACGCAUCGCUGCGACUUUGGAUCUGCACCUAACUUGGGCCGUAAUUGUUUUUUGCUGCACUGCGCUACGGUGCACCUGCUGCACUGCCCAAAAUGAGCGUCAUUCGAGGCCCUCUCGGCCCUUGGCUAUGACUCUUCUGGCCGCCGUAACCGCAGUGCCAGCCGCAUCAGCACCGCAUUGGAUCGUAC